GCAGUUCCCACGUGUGUUUUUUAUUUGUGUCAUAUGGCUAAAUACGAUGGCGUCUGCCGCAGUAGCUUUAUUCAGUCUGUCGUUUUUGAUAAACGUUGUAUUGUGGGAAAAUGCUUUUUACGACGUACGCAAAAUCGCAAAUUCAUGCUACAAACCUAUAAGGGACCAGAGACCAGCAAUUGUUAAAACUUACCCUAGACCCCAUGAAUAUCUGAACGUCUCGGAACUGCCCACGAUAUGGGACUGGCGAAACAUUGACGGCCGGAACUACGUGAGCGCCACUCGGAAUCAGCACAUCCCGCAGUACUGCGGCUCCUGCUGGGCCAUGGGGGCCACUAGCGCUCUCGCAGAUCGCAUCAACAUCAAGAGGAAAGGGGCCUGGCCUUCUGCUUACCUGUCUGUCCAGAAUGUCAUAGACUGUGGGAAGGCGGGGUCUUGUUUUGGCGGAGACCACUUGAUGGUGUAUGAGUAUGCGCACAGACAGGGCAUUCCUGAUGAAACCUGCAACAAUUACCAGGCUAAAAACCAAGCCUGUGACCUCUUCAAUCAGUGCGGGACCUGCACCUUCUUUGGAAAAUGCAGCACAGUGAAGAACUACACUCUGUGGAAAGUGGGCGACUAUGGGGAGGUUUCCGGACGAGAGAAGAUGAAAGCAGAGAUUUACACCAAUGGGCCCAUAAGCUGCGGUAUAAUGGCUACAGAUGGUCUGGAGUCCUACGGAGGCGGAGUCUUUGCAGAGUUCCACCCCCUAUCGCUCAUGAACCAUAUUGUAUCGGUGGCGGGCUGGGGCGUGUCUGAAGAUGGAACCGAGUACUGGAUCAUGAGGAACUCCUGGGGACAGCCAUGGGGGGAAGAUGGAUGGGCGAGAAUCGUCACUAGUGCAUAUAAGGAUGGGAAGGGAAACUGGUACAACCUGGCCAUUGAGAAGAGUUGUGCAUAUGGAGACCCCAUCGUUCUGUAGAAUGGCUCAGUUCACUUCCUGUGCACUGGCCCAAAGCACCAGCUCUCCAUUUACUUUUGGAAAUUGCUGCAGAGUGAAUCAUGGGAAGCUGAGGAGAAAUGUCCGGUUCUUGUGGACAUACUUCUGCAGCAAAAGAGGGGCGGGUUGGGAAAAAAUCUUAAACUGAAAUAAGAAGAGCAUGCAAUCAAGUAGAAAAUCAAAUAUAUGUGGCAUACAAGAUCCUGCUUCAUCGUAGUCAAAGUCAGCAUUUAAACUGCUGGUUUUCCACUGGUGCUGUUCUAUUACAGUGGAACACUGGAAAAAUGAUCUUUAGAGAAAGUUUGAUAGUUUGAUCUUUAGAGAAAUGUGUGCAGGUUUCUCUGCAUUUUUACACGGGAAUGCCACCUCAUCGCUCAUUGUUUUUGUACAUCAUCCAGUGAUUUUGAAAUGAUAUCUACAGUGUUAUAAAUAUGAUUUGGGAAAAAUAGCUCAUAGGCUAGUAACACUAAUAUGUCUUUGAACAGCGGGUUGACUUACGCAGUCAUUCUUAUACAGUUUCCUUUCCAGCUGAGUCUGAUCACUGCCCUGAGCUGGAAGUGAUGCUGGGUCACUGUCUCAUUACACGCCUGGCCACCGUCAGUUUGCCUGUGAGAGCUGUGCAUGUGUAUGCCUCGGACACAAAGACUGAGCAGCUCAGCUGAUGGAUGUGCUGGUGUAAAGAAAAUCACUGGCAAAGAUGGAGGACGUUGAAGUGAUGAGACAUACCUAUUAAUUCUAUUAGGCAUUUGUAACAAACAAAAAAAUCAUUAUCUUUGUUAAAACAUUAUUAAAAUGAACACUAACUUGUCUGAACAUGCCCUAUUUAAUCAUAAUAUGCUAUCUACUGAAUUUGAACAUUGUCAGGUAGUCCUAAGUUGACCACCAUCAACACACAACUUACAGACCCUGUGCAGUCAAUUUCUUCUGAAAGAUAAAAAUGUAUUCUUCUUUAUUAACACUGAACAGGAAAAUAAUGACAUUUCCUUUGUAUAUAAAGUUUGCCAUUUUUGAUAUUUAAAAAUGAUUUUGAUUGUACGCGGUCUUAAAAUAUGAACCAGUCGUUCACAGGUAGAGAUGCUAUUAUAGUAGCUACGAGCACAGAUUUGAGUGGAAGUGGUAAUACUAUUCCCUCAAAUUUAGCCUUGUAUUUGUGAAAGAAAAAAGAUUGUGACUGAAGUAAUAUUUAACAACGCUGGCCAAAUGUUUAUUGAUUUUUGACCUUUUGGAUUCCUAGAGACAUUUGAACAAUUUUUAAAGUACAGCCAGCUAUAUUCUGAUUUAUAUUACUGCUGUGUCAAAGUAAUUUUUAUUUUUCUGAAAUAUAGUGGUUUUCUAUUAUUUUGAUAAGAACAAUCUAAGAAUCUAAGAUUCAGAAUUGUGUUUAAAAAUCCCACAUAUAUUCCAAUGUUAACUGAGGGAAAAAAAUAAUUUAACACAUUCACUUGAAAUAAUAAAUGAGUUUUAGCAUU
Molecule: messenger RNA, 2448 nt
Organism: Anguilla rostrata (American eel)
Lineage: Eukaryota; Metazoa; Chordata; Actinopteri; Anguilliformes; Anguillidae
Product: cathepsin Z
Exons: 6
Coding region: 47-961 (304 amino acids)
Cellular component (GO): lysosome
Molecular function (GO): cysteine-type endopeptidase activity
Source: RefSeq, a predicted model, not a curated record